UGUAGGUUUUCUUUCACCAAAUGAGGGGAACCAACUAUUUAGUCUAAUAUUUUCCCACCUUAGGAAGCUGAAGUAAAGACGGAAAAACAGCCUCAUCUAGAGUUCAUUAAAGCUGAAGCUACUGCCAACAGCCUAGUAUCCUCCCAGCCUGGCUUUUUACUGGAAUCACUGGGGGUUUAUCUGACUGCUGAUUGGUGGAUUAACUUCCUGUAAUCUGCUCAGCAGGAGCGCAUUCGUUCCUCUGCAUGCACUCACUCGUCUCUCUGCAACCAUUAAAGCUUGGACGUGUCGCUCCGAUAUUUAAUUUGACUCAGUCUGAUGUGGUUUUGAUCAGGGAGCAGGUAUGACAAUCAGAACGGCGCGUCCGAACAGGGGGCAGCAUUUCAGGCCGCGUACGCACUGCCUCAAAAAGCUCGAUGCCAUUGUGGUGGAGAUGCAGGACCCAAAGACCGGGGUCAAAGGGUCAGAGCAGAAACUGAAUGUGAACACAAUCCCACAUGCCAUCACCGGCAGCAACAUAAUCGCUUGGAUUAGAAACAAGAUGAAGACAACCACAGAAGAGGCUGAGGUGUUUGGCACCAUGCUAGUGGCCUAUGGCUACAUCUACCCCCUGCAGAACCAUAAGAAGCUGGUGAUGUGCAAUGACAGCAGCCUUUACCGCUUCCAGACCCCCUACUUCUGGCCGACGCAGCAAUGGGUUCCAGACGACUCUGAUUACGCCAUUUAUCUGGCAAAGAGGAACAUCCGCAAGAAAGGCAUGCUGGAACCCUAUGAGCAGGCUCAUUAUAACCACCUGCAUGAAUGGCUGAACCAUAAAUGGGACUUCAUUGUAAUGCAGGCAACAGAGCAGUACAAGGCAGGUAGAGACAGGAACAAGGCAGACCGGGUGGUGAUGGACUGCCAGGAGAGAGCCUACUGGAUGGUGAACAGGCCUCCGCGGCGCACUCACAGCGCUCUGGACUCUGGCCCAGAACGGCUGAUCAAUCCCAACCUGGAGGAGAAAAUCACCUUCGACCAAUACAGGCGGAUGAAUAUUUUCUACCAGCAAGCAAUCAUGAGAUCAAAGGUCAAAUCCAGUGUUUCCCUUGGGGCGUUGCUCAAGUACAUCACAUCCUACAAAAACCACGAUGCUUUCCUGGCUCCCUGUCUGCCCAGCAAUCCCUGGCAAACUGACCAUGAUGCAUACUGGACUCUGAACAUGAGAAGGGUUGAAGUUCCCACUAAGAUGCGAGUGGAGCGCUGGUCCUUCAGCUUCUUUGAGCUUCUGACUGACCUGCGAGGCCGAGACGAUUUUAAGAUCUUUCUGAAGAAGGAGUUCAGUGGUGAGAACCUGGCCUUCUGGGAAGCAGCUGAGGAACUGAAGUGGGGCACCGCCUCUUCCAUGUCAGCAAAGGCUGAGACCAUCUUUAAGACCUUCCUGGCGCCGGGGGCCCCUCGCUGGAUCAACAUCGAUGGGCGGACCAUGGGGCUGACAGUGAAAGGUCUGGAGCAUCCUCACCGCUAUGUCCUGGAGGCGGCGCAGACGCAUGUUUUCAUGCUCAUGAAGAAGGACACCUUCUUCCGUUACCUCAAGUCACCAACCUACAAGGAGAUCCAGAAGAAGGCCCUGAACCCUGAAGCCCAUAACUUCAGUCCAGCCCAGCUAGAGGAAAACGCUCGGAACCGGAGCGCCGGCAUCCAUCCCAUCAUCCUGUGGCAGCAGGAGGAGGAGGAGAAGGCCAAGGCCGCCGUUGCAGCGGCUCCAGUCGACGUCAAGGCUGUGAUGAGCAAAAUAGACAGGAAGAAGUAGAGAAAAGUGAUCCUGAAUUAGGUGGAACCAGGAACCAGAGCUGCUGUAGGGUCUGAGUUCUGCUUAGCAAAGAUUCCCCGUUCCCAUAAUGAGACAUAAAAUGUUUGACCUGAGGAGGUUUAGGUGAAGGUGCUUCAUGCAGAGCGCUGCACAGACCCAAUAAAAGGAUACGACUGGUGAAACAUCACA
This is a messenger RNA of Cyprinodon tularosa, 1978 nucleotides long. It is a transcript of the gene rgs9a, whose product is annotated as regulator of G protein signaling 9a. The record is from RefSeq and is a predicted model, not a curated record. Bases 344 to 1789 code for a protein of 481 amino acids. Gene Ontology annotation, biological process: intracellular signal transduction; G protein-coupled receptor signaling pathway; regulation of G protein-coupled receptor signaling pathway. The transcript is spliced from 17 exons. NCBI's taxonomy places the organism in Eukaryota, Metazoa, Chordata, Actinopteri, Cyprinodontiformes, Cyprinodontidae.